AUGAGGACGUUACAAAAUCUACUAGUGAUUGUACUCAGUACUUAUGUUGUAGCUACGUUGGCUAAAGAAACAACUCAGGAUGGUUUCGAUGCUAGGAAGCCUUACAUUGUGUACAUGGGCGAACUGCCAGGAGCAGAAACUUCCGCCAUGGCCAGACACCAUAACCUGCUAGUGCAAGCAAUCGGAGAUGAAGAAAUAGCCAGAGCAUCAAGAAUUCAUAGCUAUGGAAGGACCUUCAAUGGGUUCGCGGCAAGAUUGUUGCCACAUGAAGCAAAGGCACUAGCAGAGGAAGAUAGUGUUGUAUCAGUGUUUCCAAACACUAUGCGCAAACUACAUACAACAAGGUCAUGGGAUUUCCUAGGACUGCCAAUAAAAUUAAAGAAAGGGAACGCUCAAAUACAGAGCAAUAUCAUAGUGGGUGUUUUGGAUACAGGAAUUUACUUGGAUGGUCCCAGUUUCAAUGAUACAGGUUAUGGGCCUCCCCCAUCUAAAUGGAAAGGCAAAUGUGUCAAGGGUGACAACUUCAAAGGCUGCAACAACAAGGUAAUUGGUGCCAAAUAUUUUAAUCUGGACUCCAACCAUCCUUGGCCAGGCAAAUUAAGUCCAGUCGACGAUGAAGGCCAUGGCACUCACACUGCCUCCACCAUUGCUGGUAUACCCGUCCAAGGAGCCAGCGUAUACGGCAUUGCGAAAGGGACUGCACGAGGUGGUGCGCCCCUCUCGCGUAUCGCUGUGUACAAAGUGUGCUGGCCCUUUAAUGGCUGCAGUGACAUCGAUAUGCUGGCCGCGUUCGAUGAAGCCAUUGCUGAUGGAGUGGACUUGAUAUCCAUCUCCAUAGGCGGUCACUCGAGGAGUUUCUGGGAAGAUCCUAUUGCCAUUGGAUCAUUUCAUGCCAUGAAAAAAGGGAUUUUUGUUUCAUGCUCAGCUGGGAAUGAUGGGCCUAGUGAAGGCACUGUCCAGAAUGUAGCACCAUGGGUUACCACAGUGGCUGCUAAUGCAAUUGAUAGGAAGCUAAAGACAGUAGUCAAGUUGGGUAAUGGGAAGAGAUUUUCUGGGAAUGCACUCAAUACCUACACAUUAAAGAAACAAAUGUACCCUCUUACAAGCGGAACCCUGGCAUCCAACAAGAGUGAAAACAGCUAUGGAAAUGCAAGUGCUUGUGAUAGUUCUACUUUAGACGCGGACAAGGUGAAGGGAAGGAUUGUGUACUGCCUAGGGUCUAGUGGCCAGGAUUUCACCAUCCGAAGGUUGCAGGGUGCCGGAACUCUCAUGACACAAUAUGAGUUGGAAGAUUACGCCUAUUCUCCCGUGAUCCCCGGUACCGGUAUCCUUGUCAAGGAUGGGAUCAAGAUUGAUCAGUAUAUUAACUCUACCAAGAACCCUAUGGCUGUCAUAUACAAAACAAGAACCGUCAAAACUCCAGACGCCCCCGACAUUGCUUCUUUCUCAGCCAGAGGACCUCAACGGAUAACCCCCAAUAUCCUCAAGCCUGAUAUUUCAGCACCAGGGAUAAACAUAUUAGCGGCAUAUUCACGUCUGGCAUCCAUAUCUGACCCAGACUGGUCACCCGCCGCCAUCAAGUCCGCUCUCAUGACAACUGCCACGCCAAUUAAUACCCGAGUUGGAGGCAACACACUAGGAACAGGAGCAGGACAAGUAAACCCGAAAAAGGCAGCGCAUCCCGGGCUCAUCUAUGACAUCACAGUAGAUGACUAUAUCAGCUUCUUGUGCAAGCAAGGCUACAACAGCACCAACAUUGGCAUACUUGGAGGCAAAAAGAACGUUAGCUGCUCUGACUAUAAGCCUCCUCGAGGCACAGACGGCCUCAACUAUCCAAGCAUGCAUUUACAUCAACAAGCAAGUGACACUUCAGUUAAAGCUGUCUUCUAUAGAAGGGUAACAAACGUAGGGUAUGGUAGCUCAGUGUACAAAGUAAAGCUGAUUAUGCCAAAGUUCUUUUCUAUAACAGUCACACCAAGUACCUUGAAAUUCACUCGGUCGCAUCAGAAGAGGUCUUUUAAGGUUGUGGUGAGUGGUGGCACACCAACUGCAGGGGUGCCUGUGUCUGCUUUACUUGAGUGGGAUGAUCAUAAACACAGUGUUAGGAGCCUGAUCACACUGUACAGGGAUCCCAGUUAG
Messenger RNA from Prunus mume (Japanese apricot), 2139 nucleotides. The record is from RefSeq and is a predicted model, not a curated record. Lineage: Eukaryota; Viridiplantae; Streptophyta; Magnoliopsida; Rosales; Rosaceae.